CCAUCUGUCAUGUCCAAGGUGAACAACACAACCCAAGAUCCUUUCUUCUUCAUCCUCACGGGCAUCCCUGGAUUUGAGAACAUCCAUAUCUGGAUCUCCAUCCCCUUUGGCUUCUUCUACACCAUCUCCAUCACAGGUAACAUCACCAUCCUCACCGUCAUCCAUAAAGAGUCAUCUCUUCAUCAGCCCAUGUACUUGUUUCUCUCCAUGCUGGCUCUGACUGACCUGGGUCUCACCCUCACCACCCUGCCCACAGUCAUGCAGCUCCUCUGGUUCAACAUUAAUAAGAUCAGCUUUGAAGGCUGUUUUGUCCAGUUCUUCUUCAUUCAUGGGUUCUCCUUAAUGGAAUCCUCUGUCCUGCUGGCCAUGUCCUUUGACCGCUAUGUGGCCAUCUGUCGCCCCCUCCAUUAUGCCUCCAUCCUCACCAAUGAAGUCAUUGGCAAGAUUGGAGUAGCCAUCAUUGGCCGCUGUGUUCUAGCUGUUCUUCCCUCCCUUUUCCUGCUCAAGCGCCUGCCCUUCUGCCACUCCCACCAGCUCUCUCACUCCUACUGCCUCCACCAGGACAUGAUUCACCUGGUCUGUGCUGACAUCACGGUCAACAGCUGGUUUGCACUUGUGGUGGUGUUGCUUAUCAUUGCAAUUGACCCAGUGCUCAUUGUGCUGUCCUAUGCAACCAUCCUGAGGAGUGUCCUGGGCACAGCCACCUGGGCUGAGCGGCUCCGGGCCCUCAAUAACUGUCUCUCCCACUUCCUGGCUGUUCUGGUCCUCUAUAUCCCCAUGAUUAGUGUAUCUAUGACUCAUCGCUUUGCCAAGCAUGCUUCUCCACUGGUCCAUGUGGUCCUGGCUAAUAUCUACCUGCUGGCACCCCCUGUGAUGAACCCCAUCAUUUACAGUGUAAAGACCAAACAGAUCCGCCAGGGAAUCUUUCACCUCCUUUUUCAGAGGAAGGUUCACUAA
Messenger RNA from Chrysochloris asiatica (Cape golden mole), 957 nucleotides. Its product is annotated as olfactory receptor 51Q1-like. The transcript has a single exon. Gene Ontology annotation, cellular component: membrane. Bases 10 to 957 code for a protein of 315 amino acids. NCBI's taxonomy places the organism in Eukaryota, Metazoa, Chordata, Mammalia, Afrosoricida, Chrysochloridae. The record is from RefSeq and is a predicted model, not a curated record. Gene Ontology annotation, biological process: G protein-coupled receptor signaling pathway. Gene Ontology annotation, molecular function: olfactory receptor activity; G protein-coupled receptor activity.